Molecule: messenger RNA, 2592 nt
Organism: Seminavis robusta
Lineage: Eukaryota; Bacillariophyta; Bacillariophyceae; Naviculales; Naviculaceae
Source: the annotation of a GenBank genome assembly
AAAGAUGACCGAAUAUGACUGGAUCUUUUUUUGAGACUUGCAAUCGCGGUUGAGAAAUCUGCUUCCGAGCUCAUUCAUCUUUUUUGCUGCUAUCGCUCCAAUACCAAAGAAGUAUCAGACGCAAACAAAGAUGUUGUUUUGCCGUGGACUCUCUUUCCCUCUGACGGGCACGGCUGUGCUGCUGAGCCUUCUAGUGUCGUCUGCAGUGGCCAGGGAUUCCGUAACCAUUGGUUAUCUGACGGACCUUGUGGCUGUGGCCCACCAAAUUGCCAUUGAUAAAAAUUACUAUGAAGACUUGGACUUGGAUGUGGAAAUGGUCUGGUAUCCUUCUGGGGAUGCCAUGAUCACUGAUGUCAAUGGAACCUGGGAUAUUGGCAGUGCCGGUGUAGUCUCCAACAUUCUUGGAAGCCAACGAGAAGGUUUUCUAGGUGUGGGUAUUUCCAUGGAUGCCAGUGCCACCAACCAAUUGGUGGGAACCCAAGCGGCUGUAGAGACGUGGCCUCCCGAGUCCAUCGCCGGUAAUGUUUGUGUGCUUCCCGACUCGACCGAGCAAUUUGUCGUGGAAAGUUGCCUGAAGAGCCAAGGCUACGCUAUUGAGGAUGUCAGUUUCAUCUACGCUCGCGAUGGAGACUGUCUUGAUGCCUUGACGACAUCAACAGCCGACUUGGGAGGGUUCUCUCCUCCAGGUCUUUGGGAGCUGUUGGAAACGCUGGAAGGAUCCGAAACGAUUUGUUCCGGUGCGUCAGUUUAUGCCACAGUUGCCAACGGGCACAUGGUUCGUAGCGAUUUUGCUUUGGCAUCUCCCAUGGUGGUUGCCAAGGUUCUAGCCGGUUGGCUCCGUGCAGUGAAUUUCAUCAACACCCAGGACAACUUCAAGGAGACUAUGUUGUACAUGUCAUCUUUCUACGGGGAUCGUAGCUUGGAGGCACCCUCUGCAGCGAGUCUGGGACUAGAACUUCGUUUGGUGGGUUUGUUUGGUCUCCAGCUGCAGUUGGACUUGAUGGAACGUCGGGGAGAACCACCCUUGUCCAACUAUGACAUUUGGACGAAUGAGGUGGGCGCGUUCCUCUUGGACAAAGGUGCCAUCCUGACCCAGGUCGACCCGACCAAGUACAUUACCGACGAGUUUCUGAUUAUGAUUAAUGAAGACGAGUUCUUGAAAGAUUGGGCCACAGGUGGAAUGCCAACAUUGGCUUCGGGAUGCAGCAAUGUUCCUGGUUGGGCCGAUAGAGAUGGAGAUGGUUGUGAUUUUUAUGAGGUUGAAGAUGUCAGAUGCUUAUCGUAUGGAAACAUUCCAGGUGACGAUAACAUGACAGCCAAUGAUGCAUGCUGCACUUGUGGAGGAGGCACCCAGCAGUGUACUGAUGUCGAUGGAUGGGAAGAUAUUGGAGGAGACGGUUGCUCAUGGUAUGCAUCAGAUGACAGAUGCGAGCAAUUUGGCGACUUUGCCUCCUUUGCCGGUAUUGAUGGCACAACGGCAAGUGAAGCCUGCUGUGUCUGUGGAGGAGGAAGCUCCGGAGGCUCCGGAUCACCAACUCAAGAAGAAGUCGGCGGUCCUAUUGGGUUCUGCGAGGACAUCUCCAAUAGCUGGUGCGAUAUUUAUGCGGAUGGAGACUGUUGCCUUCAAGACUGCUCUGCAGAAAUCAUGGCUGCGGCGGUCUGCCACACCUUUGUAGUGACUGGCGAAGACAAUUCAGAUUGUCCUGUUCCAAGCUGCCCUUCAUCAGGCUCCCCUGUGUUGGGUACAAAACAGUUUGCAGAUUUCUUUGAUCUGGAUUUAAUUGAGUUUGUUUGGCGGGGCGUGCAAUUCAAUGCGGAAGCUCUCCAGGAUAAUUGUCCAGAUGAAUGGAAUGGCUUGGUCCAGUGCGUUAUCCAAGAUUGUCCAAAUUUCAUCGAAGUGUGUCCUGACAUAGAAUUGACGACUGAAGAAGAAGAAACGCCUGCCCCAAUCGAUCCAGUUCUUGAUGACGUCCCCACAUGUGCGCAAAUCGAGCAGGACUACUGUGGAGUAUUGGAGGAAAACCCUGACUGUUGUGUUGAUGAUUGCCUCGCAGAAGUCCACCUUGCAACCACUUGUGUUAUCCUUGAGGAGACCGGCGAGGACAGGAGUGAUUGUCAGGUGCCGACUUGCACAAGCUCCAUGGCGACGAAGGGCUCUGGUUCUUCUACCGCCAAGCAGGCGGGUGGGUUUAUUGUCCAGUAUGGUGGCUACAGCUACAGCUCGGACACUGCAGUAGAGAAAUGCCCAGAUGAAUGGGCUUCCAUGUUCCGUUGCCUCAUCAACAGUUGCCCCAAUAUCAUUGACGUGUGUCCUGAUGUGUUUUCCGAGCAGGUGCCAACCACAAAAAAAACCAAAAGCUGGAUUCCUGGUGGGCUUCAAUUCUGGCCUUAGUCACGGUGCCGAUGUUACAAAUGCUAAAUCCUUUAUUUGUCGCGACAACAUACGACGUGCAUGCUUCGAUGCGCUCGUACCGUACGAUAGCAAAAGCGAAUUGCAAGAUUCUAGCUUGUGUAUGCAGGUACUCUGACGUCUUCUUCAGAAUGAGGAGUCUAGCUACUGGUAACAUUUUUAGCUUCAUGAAUGUCUUCUUC